Molecule: messenger RNA, 16144 nt
Organism: Lymnaea stagnalis (great pond snail)
Lineage: Eukaryota; Metazoa; Mollusca; Gastropoda; Lymnaeidae
Source: the annotation of a GenBank genome assembly
AUGUCACAUGACUAUCAAAAUGAUAGAAAUAUAUUUUCAUCUUAACUUGUGAGUGAAAAAUUAACAUACCCAUAAUCUUCAUAGUUCAUAGAUUUCGAGGUCAACUUACGUAUUUUUACGUUCAGGUAACUCUAUUCUUCAUUUAUGUAAACUUGAAUAACUCCAAAUUUACCAAUGAUUUUAAUUAUUUUUAAUUACCGGUAUUCAUUUUUUGUUUGUCUGUUCGGGUUCGGCUCACUGUUUACUGAAUUUACUGUUUACCGUUUAAGUUUAAUUGAUUAGUAGUAUUAGUAUUAGUAAUACUAAUAUAGCGUCGCAAAAUAUUAUAAUGUAUAAUUAUUAUAAUUAAUUUAAAUGUAUAUAAAUUAUGAUUAUCAUAAACAAUAAACAUUGUCAUUGAUUAAUCAUAAUCUUAAAAUUAAAAUCUUUGUGAUAAAUAUUAUUAUUAUUAAUUAUUAAUUAUCCUUCCCUUCACUCAAAAAAAUCAGAUGCUUGAGAUGCAGAUCAUUUUAUUUUUAUGAUAAUUUAUUUAUGUCCAGUCGUCCAGUUUUUGAACUUUUUCCUCAGUCUCAUUUUAAUGAUGAUUCAUAUCAUUAUUAUCAUUAUCUGAUCUAUAAGUUUAAUUUGACUGAGUAGACAGUGAGUAGAGGAUUAGUUCUAUUUUAUUAUUAUUUUUAUGCUUAAUAAUAAUACAUUAUUAUAUAUAGAUAUACUAUAAUAAUUUAGUUGAUUCUAAUAAUUACUAGUAAUAAGGCAGAAUAAGUAUAAGAUAAAUAAAUAUGGAAGUUAAUCGGCAAAUUUACACAGUUACACAGUACACAGACACAGUGUAAAGUGUAAUGGCAUGAGAAUGAGUAUGUAAAAGUAGGUUGUAUAUAUAUUACUUACCUCUUAUUUUCUUAUCCUAUUCUGUGGCAGUGGGCUUGGUUUGUUUUACUAAAAAGUGGGAUAUUUUGUAAAUUUCAGACAAUAUUGAAAACUUUUAAAUAUUUUAUUGUUCAUUUUCAUUAGAUUUAUGAUCAGUCUAACAAUGCUAAGACUAAGGGCAAGGGUGAUUAUUGAAAAGUAAUUAAAUAAUAAACAGGUGGUAUUUUUUAAGAAUUUCAAUAAUUUUAACUUACAAUUUUUACUUAUUGUUAUUAGAUAUCCAAUAAAAUUGUAAAAAUCUUUUUGAACAAAAUAUUUUCAAAUUUUUAUUACCAUUCUAAAAAUAAAAUUCAAUUCCUUUUUUAAAUAAUGUAAAAAUAUAACACUUCAGAGGUAGCAUUUAUAUUAGGCAGGGGAAAAUGAGAAUAUAAUUUGAUGGUAUUUAUUAAAAAUUUUCUCUGUUUUUUCCCUGUCGAUUUAUGUUUUGAAAAAAUGUCUAUAAUUUGUAAACAUGUUUAAUAAAACUUUUUUCAAGAAUUAUUUCUUAUUUUAUACUAGAAAAUAUCACCUGUUUUUAUCAAGAUAAUAAUGCCAGGCAAUUUGCAAUAAUUUCCACCUACUAUUGCAAAAAAUCAUCACAAUUCCGCAUUUUAGCAAGAAGUGUCUGUGUAAUAAUAAUUACGUUAAGAACAUAAUAAAAAGUUUUAAGAAGUAUUUUUUGUGCUAUAAAUUCGUACCCCUCAGAUACAUUUUUAUCCUUAUAAACAUGACCUUAAAUUACAAAAUCAAAAUGAUCACUAAUUAAAUCAUUACUGUCAAUAAAAGAGUUCAUUGACGGCUGAUUUCUAGGCUAUAGUUCUGUUGUCAAGGCAUGCUUCUGUCAUCUGCGUGCCCUGGGUCAGCUGCAUCCUCAACUCAAUAGGAGAACAGCCAAUGCUGUAGCAGUAACUCUAAUCCAGUCAAGAUUAGAUUACUGUAAUAGUUGUUUGAGGGGUUUACCUCAGAACCAAAUUCAGAGACUCCAAAAGAUACAAAUUACUGCAGCACGCAUUGUAUCGCGGAUGAAAAGAUCUUACCACAUCACCCCAGUUCUAUGAGAUCUUCAUUGGGUUUCUGUGAGUGAGCGCAUAAACUACAAAAUUUUGUCCCUGGCAUACAGCUGCAUAGAUGGCUCAACACCAAAAUAUCACAAGGAAUUGUUUCAUAAACAUGUGUCCUUGAAGACCCUGCGGUCUUCAAAUCAGUACUUACUGAGUGUUCCUAGUGUGGAUGAACACAGAAAAAAGUCUUACGGAGUGCGCUAUUUUGAAGCGAUAGCGCCAAAAUUAUGGAACAGUUUUCCUCAAUCUUCGAGGGGAAUUUUGUAAAUGAUAAAAAUCAUUUAAGAAACAAUUAAAAACUUUUUUGUUUAAUUAUUUUUCGGAGAACCAGAGCCCAAUGAGCAUACUAAAGUGGCAUGGAUACCAGCGCGAUAUAAAUAUCAAAUUAAUCAAUCAAUCAAUCAAUAGAAAUACUUUUAAGUCAUGUGCUUUCAAAUUUUUAAAUAUUGGGCCUACCCUAUUACUUUACGGGUCCUUAAACUCAUUUUUUUCUCUAAAAAUUGUAGAAACUUUUUCUAAAUUUACAACAAAAAAUUCCAUGUACAAUUUGAAAUAAAUUUUGUAUUGACACAAUUUGAUAUACCGAUUUCUUCAUUAAAAAUUAAACCGAACUUUUGCCUUUGUUUUCUACUAGGUACAUUGUUGUAAAAUCGUAAAACAAAGAAUUCUCUUAUCUAAAGAGCAAUCUUUUAACCGCUUUUCACAUCUGUAACAGCUUUGAGUGUCUUUUUUACGGAAAUGUGAUUAAUCUCACAACAGUAUAAACCCAAUUUACUUUUCGCAAAGUAAAAACAAAAAUACAUUUUCAUUUUUUGAAAGAAAAUCUUUACACAUUUCCAUUUUUCAAAAUUAAAUUUUCAUGUGUGUAAAAUGAUUUUUUUUUCAUAUUCAUGGGUAUACUUUUGUAAAUGUACCCACGUUUUGUUAACCCCUUCGAUUGGUGAACUUUAAAGUAUAAUUUAAGUUUAAGGUUACGUUUUUAUUUUGUUAUAAAUUGAAUAAAAGUAUUUUUGGAAUGAAAAAAAAAAGGGAAAACUUAUUAAAUGUUUAAAAUACAAAGGUAAAUUUUUGUGUGUUUUAUUAACAAUUUAAAAAGCAAUCAAUUAUAUUUAUCAAUUUUACUUUUAAGAAGGGGAAAAUAAAUUAGCCUUAGCAUUUUUGUCACGUUCGGUUAUUAAAUCAAAGAAACUUAAUAGCCUUGGCUAAAGUAGGCAAUUCCUGCUAUGACUUGAAUGUUUAUUGAGCAUAAAUUAAUUUUGAUUUUAUUUCCCAAUAUUAACAAUGCACAAAAAAGUAUUUUAAAAACAACAGAUGUUUGGGUUUCCCCAAUAAAUGUGAUUACCAUGUAAUCCUUAGAUCAUAUUCAAAGUAUUGAUCAUUCUGGCUCCUGUAGGUAAGAAAAAAUUGUUCCACAUAAUCUUGUCAAGAAAUUACACUGCAACACGAUUGAGUUUGUUCUGAGUGAAAAAGUUCAGCUUUUAAACAGUCCAAAAAACUUUCAGGUCCAAAAAUAUCCAACCAUCCAGGAAUAGAAUUUGAAGAAAAUAUUUAAAAAAUGAGAAAAUGUGUGAGAAAUUUCACUGCUGCCUGGCAGCUAAAAAUAUCAGUGAAUUACUGCAGUGAAUCAAAUUUGUGUACAACGUCCCAUCAACAGACUAUUCCAGACAUUGGGUGUUGAGAAAGAUGCAAAUUUUUUUAGUCUUGCAUAUCUGAUGAACCUUAAACUAUGUACAGAUAAGUGGUAAAUGAAAGGAAUUCAUUUUCAUUGUUAUGGAGCUGAGCUUAUGUCACUGCUUUUAGUCGAGAGGUCAAUAUUUUCAGCUUAAAUAUAAUACUAACUUUUUGCAAAAUCUCUCCUUACAUUUUUUUAUUUCAGGUGUACUGAAACCACAAAAAAGUUAUAAGAUGUUCAUCAUUCAAGCUCUUAGUCUAGUUGGGUUUCUUAUGUGUGACAUUGCUGCUAAUGGGCUAAAAAAUGACCAAAGCUUCUUUAGCAUUCAUAAUUUGAAUUCAAGAUCAUCUAACCAAGCAGAUGAAAUAUACAUUGAUUUUAACACGAGCCUUCACGCUUGUGAUAAAAAAUACCUAAGUCUCACAAUAGACUCUAGCGAAAUCAUGUCAAAAUGGAAAGGAUUUGAUUUUAGGUAGGUUGUUUUAAAUUAAUAGAUAGAACAGGAUCCAUCAGAAGUCAAAUUUUUCAGAACAAAUUUGAUGAAUUAAUUAUAUUUAAUAUAAUGUGCCACUUUCAAAGAUACAAUUCUGUGUAAUAAACCUAAAAUGUAUUUAGAUACUGAUCUUGUGAUUGUAAUGAGAAAAAUGUUGAUUAACUGAGGGGGGAUAUGGUAAUAAAUCUAUACUAUAUUUAUAUUAUGCAGGUCAGAAAUUAUAGCUUUAUUUACAAAUCAAAAUUUCUCCCAAUGACUUACUUAUUAGGAAUAUUUAAUUUAUAUACUUUCAGCUCAUCGAAACUGAGGAAUAUGGCAUCUGCAUUAUCCCCAGCUAACAUUCGUAUUGGUGGAACAAAUGCAGAUUUCCUUAUAUUUGAACCAAAUGGUGAUGAGUUAUUGCCCAAGUCAUCUUCGUUUUACGACUCUGGUUAUUUUGACUUUAAAGCUUUCAAGGCCCCAGAAGCUCCACAGAACUUCACCAUGACUGGUGUGUUGAAGAUAAAUUAACCCACUAUGAAUUACAGUUUUUUAAAGCUGAAAAUUAAUUUAAGAUUCAGCUUUUUGUACAUUUUCUAACUAAAAUUUUAUGUUUUCUUGAUUAACAGCUUAUAAUGAGAAAACCCUUCAAUUUAUUUUAGGGUAUUUUAUUUAAUUAUAUUAUAUACCAACAAUACAAUAUUUAAAGAAAAAUCAUUUAUUGUUGCAAUGAAACUUAUAACAUUUUUUAAUUGUAUUUCAUGACACAAGUUAAUACUAUUCAACCAGCUCAAUGAUCUGCCUACAUGUCUCUUUGAAUGAAUAAAUACGCUUAUUUUCAUUUUUACAAAUUUAAUUGCUAUUCUGUUUUCUAAUCUAUAUUGACAUUUAAACAAUCCUCCCUUGUUGACAUUAAAACAAUCCUCCCCGUUGACAUUUAAACAAUCCUCCCCUGUUGACAUUUAAACAAUCCUCCCCUGUUGACAUUUAAACAAUUCUCCCCUUUGACAUUUAAACAAUUCUCCCCUUUGACAUUUAAACAAUCCUGCCCUGUUGAUAUUUAAACAAUCCUCUCCUGUUGACAUUUAAACAAUCCUCCCAUGUUGAGAAUCAAACAAUUCUCCCCGCCUGCAGCUCCCCCAAAAUUUUCUUAACAGAUAUAACACAAAAAAUAAUUCUUCAUUAAAAAAAGUUUGUUGACCCUUGAACUAGCGAAAGGGUCUUAAACCAUUUAAAUCUGUAUCUAUAAAUGUAUCACAUUUCUUUUUUUUUUUUUUUUAACACAAAUUAAUAUAUCGCUGCGUCACAUUUAAAAUGAACAAAUUCAAGUUCUUUGCCAUUGUCAUCACAUAGCUAGAAGAAAAACUAUUUUUUAUUAAACAUUUGCUUAUUUAAACUGUGUUGGCAGUGAGGUUAAUUUGAUAACUAGUAAGCCCUUGUUUUUGUGUAUAAAUAGCAAUGCUUAGUCACAUCAUAAUUUUAUCUGCAUCAGGUAAACAAUGGGACAACAUGACCAGUUUUUUCAAGUGGGUAAGAUGGGACCUCAUGUUUGAUUUCAAUGUCUUCCUUCGCAGAGAUGGCGUCUGGGACCCUGUGAAUGCUCAAACUCUUUUAGACUACUCUGCAGCAAGAGGAAUAGAAAUUCCAGCAUUUCAGUUGGGAAAUGGUAGAUUUCAUUACAUGCAAAGUCCAAGAACUAUUGCAUAAUUUUUUUCAUCUAUAGUUUUGGAUAAUUUUAUGUUGAUACAAUAACAGAAUGCAUGGCAACAAAAAGCUUGGUCAUGCUAUUUCAUUUCCUUUUCUACAUUUUUAAGACAGAACAAAUGUUAGUUUGAAUUGGAAUGGCAGCACGCAGUCACUGUCAGAGAGCAAAUGUUAGUUUGAAUGGGAAUUGCAGCACGCAGUCACUGUUAGAGAGCAAAUGUUAGUUUGAAUGGGAAUGGCAGCUAGCUGUUACUGUCAGACCCUUCAGCAAUUAUUAUUUUUCUAGUUGUUUUUACCCAGGAAAUAUGAAGUAAAAAAAACUACAUAAAAGAAUAAAUGGUUACACGUAUCAUCUUAUUGCUUUAAAAUUAAGUAAAUGUGUGUGAUUUUUGUGUUUUUUCUAAUUUUUCCUUUUUGUUUUCUGGGGAUAAAAAUGGUCGCCCAUCAAAUACCAUUUUUGAGUUAGCUAUCUCUGUAUCCUAUUGGUACCUAUGGGAAAUAAGUAUAUUUCGGUUUAAUAUUCAUAAAUCUAGAUUGAAAGCCUUUCCUCAAAAAAAUGAAUAAUAUUUGACUUUGCUUUGAAACAUAUAUAAUUUUAGUAUCUAUAAUUAAAAAUAAGUAUUUGUUUUACCAUUUCAGAACCAAAUGCCUUUUUGCACAACUUUAACAUUUCCAUCCUGCCACCAAGUCUAGCCCGAGAUUUCAUUGUACUGAAGCAACUUUUGUCAAACUAUUCACAGUACAGAGAAAGUGGCUUGUAUGGUCCAGAUGUAACAAGCAUGUCCACUCAUUCUGCAUCGGCAGAUUACUUUAAACAGUAAAUAUAAGCAAAACAAUAGGAUUUUCAUUUAUUUAUUAUUUGAUUAAGUUGAAUGUAAAACUUCUCUUGAUUAAUGAAGGAAUUGUAAGACUAUGUGGGGGGGGGGGGGUUGGAAUAUCAGUGAGGGCCUUAGAUAUAUGGCAGAUAGUGAAGGCAAAUUAAAUAUUUAAAGAAAUGAUUUAAGGAUUACAAAGAGUAAGAGUCAAAGGUCAGAGAUUAAGGGUGAUACAAAAUUGAAUUGAAGUACCGUAGUUAGAAAUAUAAAAUGAGUUAAAGAGCCAGGUAUACUAAGACUAAAAAAAGUAAGAUUACUGUUACAAAUUAAAAAAAUUAUGUGUAUAAACAAUAAUAAAGUAAGAUUAAAAAUAUUUGGUGAACUAACAAUAAAAAAUAAGAGUAUAGAUGAAAAAAUUAGGUGUACUAUGAUACAAAAGUAAGAUAACAGAUUAAAUCAAUUAUUUUACCAAUAAAUUAAUGAAAUUUUUAAAAAGGCAAUAUGUCCUGGAGAUAAAAAAUAUAUUGUCAAAAUUAAUUGUUUUCAUUUUAUAUUAUAUUGAUAUAUUAUUUUCAUUUUAUAUUAUACUGAUAUUUUGUAUGAAUACAUUUUUCAGAUUUUUAAACUCUGGGGCCUGUUCGGUUGUAAAUGCAGCAACAUUUCACCAGUAAGCUCAUUAAAACUUUUAGUUUAUAAUGCAAUGAACAAUUAAUCAGUUUAAAAACAUUAGGGUUCAUAUGUUGAUGACUCUUGAGACUGCUGGGGCCAUCCAUCUAUAUCCAGGGUAGAAAGUGGAAAAAGAUAAAAUGCUGAUCCAUUGGCCAAUAAUAAAAUUCUCAAGAUUAUAUGGCCGAUUUUUUAGCAGCUAACCAAAUUUCUUCUUGCAUUUCUCGCUCAUCUCGGCAUUUUAAUGGUGGCUUCCAACGAUAGUUUAUAAAGUUCGUUCAUGUUAUAUCAUUUUUUGUUCCUAGUGACCCCUAUAAAUACUUUAAAAAAGUAUGUGACUUUAAAAUAUGCCAAAAGGCAAAAGCAGUCCCUGGGGAAUAUUUUUUGCAGUUUUUUUUUUUACAUUGAAUCUUAUUCAAACUUUUUGAAAAGGAAUUAUUUAGGCUUCAACAAUCAGAAAUUUUACAAAGUUCUGCAAUUAAGGCAUGUUUAUUCUAAUGGUAAAACAAUUGUUUGCAUAAAUUAUGCACAUCAUGAUAUCUCAUUUGCAUAAAUGUCAAUAUGUCAGUUUGAUUCAAAAGACUCCGUCUCAAGAGUGUUAAAAGACCAAAUCAGUUGUUUCAAGCAUUUUAAGAGUGUUUAGUAUUUUAAAGCUUUAUAUCAGUACAAUGCUCUUUACAAAGAGAUGGUUAAAUGUGAAUAUUAUUCUUUUUACAAUUUAAUGGUAAAACUAUUUGCAAUAUUUGAUAUGCAUUUAUUUAGAUAUUUUUAAUAAAUCAUUUAGAUACUGCAUUUAUUUAGACAUUUUUAAAUAAAUCAUUUAGAUACUGCAUUUAUUUAAAUAUUUUUAAUAAAUCAUUUAGAUACUGCAUUUAUUAAGAUAUUUUUAAUAAAUCAUUAAGAUACUGCAUUUAUUUAGAUAUUUUUAAAUAAAUCAUUUAGAUACUGCAUUUAUUUAGAUAUUUUUAAUAAAUCAUUUAGAUACUAUAAGGAUGGCAGAAAAACCAGUGUUGAUGAUUUUUUAAACACAACUGUUAUGGAUUCACUGAAAAAAUCAUUUGAGGCUGGGCAAGAGGUUCUAAAAGAGAUUUCAUGCCCCUUGGCGCUAGCUCUGACUGAAACAUCCUCAUGUUAUGGAGGUGGAGCACCAGGGCUCUCUGAUCGUUAUGUCGCUGGCUUCUUGUAGGUAUUUCCAAUAUAUUUCAAUCUAAAGCUGACUAUUAAAAAAAAUGCACAGUUUCAUUUCAAGGGAUGAUACUGUAAACAGUAAUGCUUCUGACACAAGUGGUCAAGUGAUAUUUAACUAUAAUGAUUUUUACAUAAAAGAUGUAAAAUAUAUCAGUUUUUGUUGUACCGGUAGAUCUAAUUUGUAGAUAUUCUGUGAGGCAAUUAAACAUUUCUGCAUGAAGAUAUUAUUUUAAUGAUGUCAACUUUUUUAGUUAGAUAUCCCUUAAAAUAAAUGUAUUCGACACUAAGGAUUGUUUAAUAUGAAUUCUUCUAGGAUGUCUAGAUAAAUUGGGUAAACUAAUGAUUGUUUGAAAUUAAUUCUUCUAAGAUGGCUAGAUAAAUUGGGUAAACUAAUGAUUGUUUGAUAUUAAUUCUUCUAAGAUGGCUAGAUAAAUUGGUUAAACUAACGAUUGUUUGAUAUUAAUUCUUCUAAGAUGGCUAGAUAAAUUGGGUAAACUAAUGAUUGUUUGAAAUUAAUUCUUCUAAGAUGUCUAGAUAAUUGGGUAAACUAAUGAUUGUUUGAUAUUAAUUCUUCUAAGAUUUCUAGAUAAUUGGGUAAACUAAUGAUUGUUUGAUAUUAAUUCUUCUAAGAUGGCUAGAUAAAUUGGGUAAACUAAUGAUUGUUUGAUAUUAAUUCUUUUAAGAUGGCUAGAUAAAUUGGGUAAACUAAUGAUUGUUUGAUAUUAAUUCUUUUAAGAUGGUUAGAUAAAUUGGGUAAACUAAUGAUUGUUUGAUAUUAUUUCUUGAAGAUGGCUAGAUAAAUUGGGUAAACUGAUGAUUGUUUGAUAUUAAUUCUUGAAGAUGGCUAGAUAAAUUGGGCAAACUAACAAUUGUUUUAUAUUAAUUCUUUUAAGAUGGCUAGAUAAAUUGGGUUUGGCUGCACAGUAUGGAAUAACAACAGUCUACAGACAGACAUUUUUUGGAGGGAGUUAUGCCCUUGUCAACAACAAUCUCGAUCCUGCUCCAGUAAGUAGACCAUGUGUUAUUUAAAGUUCAAGUGAAACUUAUUUUUGUAAAUGACUUGUUUACUUAUGUUUGUAAAUGACAUUUUCACAUAGGGUACAAAUGACCGUAAUCUGUCUCUUGAACACACCACCUGCUCUAUCUAAAUCCAUUUUUUUGACAUUCUCAAUUCAUUGCUACUUUUAACUUACUAAUAAGAUUGUUCGCUACGUAUGAUACUUCUCAGAGCCAUCAAGUUGACCUGCAAACCCAUGUGGCUUCAGGGGGCCAGAAGUUGUGAUGUUGAAAAAUAAACAGUCAACUUGGAAAAAGGUGGGGGGGUGGGAAGAGGGGGACAAAAAUAAAAAAAUUACAUGCUCAUUCUUCCAAAAUUUAUUUUUCUUUCAGUGAUGGAUUGAGGGUGGAUUCCAUUCUUUUUAACUAGUAACUGUUAUAUUAUAACCUGAAUUCUGUUUCUUUUAACUAGUAACUGCUAUAUUAUAACCUGAAUUAUGUUUCUUUUAACUAGUAACUGCUUUAUUAUAGUCUGAAUUCUGUUUCUUUUAACUAGUAACUUCUAUAUUAUAGCCUGAAUUCUGUUUCUUUUAACUAUAAAUUGCUGUAUUAUAACAUGAAUUCUGUUUGUUUUAACUAGUAACCAGAAAUCGGUUUUGAUGAGUAGCAUAAACUAUUUGGUUAAUGCAUCAUGCAAGCUUUGCCCACCAUUGAACACACAAACAAGGCUUCUAUAACAUUGAACACAGAAGCAUUUUAGAAAAUUGAUCACACGAGUAUUUUAGAAAAUUGACCACACAAGUAUUUUAGAAAAUUGAACACACAAGUAUUUUAGAAAUUCAACCCACUUAGAAUGAUUGUAGAUCUUUGAACCCACAUGCAAUGAUUGAAGAACUUUGAACCCACAAACAAGGACAUUAGAACAUUGAACAUGCAAAAAAGGGAUUUUAGGACAUUGAACACGCAAAGACGGAUGUUAACAUUGAACACAAAAGCAAGAAUUUUACAAUAUUGAAUCACAAACAAAGAUAUUAGAUCAUUGAACUCGUAAAAAAUGAUUUUAGAGAAUUGAACACGCAAACAAGCAUUUUAGAACAUUCUAAUCAGUAGAGUGUGUUUUUUAUAUUUUUCGGCACUGGCCUGACUAAAAAAUUAAAGUCACUAAUGAAUUAAAUUUUAACAUUUUACUUACAAAAAUAUAUGUCUGCUAUUUUCAGGACUUUUAUUUGUCUGUGUUGUAUAAAAGGUUGGCAGCGGGCCCCGUAUUUCAUGUCAGCAAACAAAGUGAGCAGCUCAGAGUCUAUGCACAUUGUGCCAGUAAUGAGCAGUGAGUUGAAUUCAAUUAAUUUAUUCUAAACCCUAACCCUAAACCAGUAUUUCAUGUCAGCAAACAAAGUGAGCAACUCAGAGUCUAUGCACAUUGUGCCAGUAAUGAGCAGUGAGUUGAAUUCAAUUAAUUUAUUCUAAACCCUAACCCUAAACCAGUAUUUCAUGUCAGCAAACAAAGUGAGCCGCUCAGAGUCUAUGCUCAGUGUGCCAGUAAUGAGCAGUGAGUUGAAUUCAAUUAAUUUAUUCUAAAUCUUAAUUAUCUUUGUUUUUAAAACCAAAAACUCUUUAUUUACUUUCUUUAUAAAAAUUGAUUUAUGAAGCGUUAACAAAUUAUAACAGUAAAUCCUUCAAGGGAAUAAAUAGCCAGUUGUUGAGUUUGACCAACAGUAAGAUUAGCAAAGGGAGGAAACCCAAGAACUUGUCUCCCAUGCAGUUAUUUUUAUGUCAUUAUGUAACAUUAAUUGUUGCAACAAUAAGCAGGCAUUCUUGAUGUCAUUUUGUAACAUUAAUUGUUGGAAAAAUAAGCAGGGAUUCUUGAUGCCAUUUUGUAACAUUAAUUGUUGCAACAAUAAGCAGGGAUUCUUGUGUUGUUUUGUAACAUUAAUUGUUGCAACAAUAAGCAGGGAUUCCUGGUGUCAUUUUGUAACAUUAAUUGUUGCAACAAUAAGCAGGGAUUCUUGUGUCAUUUUGUAACAUUAAUUGUUGCAACAAGAGGCAGGGAUUCUUGAUACUAUUAUAAAUUAUAUGGGUAGUCAAAGCUAUUUACAUUAUUUAAUUUUGUAAAAAUGUGUUAAUUUUCUGCGAAUCCCAAGGACUAUUUAGCACUGGAUGUCAUAGUAAAUUAUUUGUGUAAAAUAAUAAAAUAAUUUGUAAUAAUAUAACACACAUCUUAUUAUGAAUCAUUGCCUAUGGUUUCAUUAGCUACACAUCUCUGAAGCAGUAAAUAUUUUUAUAUUUAUGGAGAAACAUAAAACCCAUUAGUAGAUCUGUACAUACUGCCAAAAAGAUAGAUCUGUACAUAUGGCCAAAAGAACAAAUCUGUACAUAUGGCCAAAAGGGUAGAUCCGUACAUAUAGCCAAAAGGGUAGAUCUGUAAUAUGGCCAAAAGGUAGAUCUGCACAUAUGGCCAAAUGGGUAGAUCUGUACAUAUGGCCAAAAUUGUAGAUCUGUACAUAUGGCCAAAAAGGUAGAUCUGUACAUAUGGCCAAAAGGGUAGAUCUGUACAAAAAGUCAAAAGGGUAGAUCUUCUUCUUCUUCUUCUAUAUCUUAAGGGCCCACGAUCAAUUUAUUGAUCAUUUUGGCUCCUAUGCAUGUAGAUGGGAUUUGCAAUGUUUCUGUUACUGGUGGUGAUCUGUACAUAUGGCCAAAAGGGUAAUAAUAAUAAUAAUAAAGUUCAUUUCAAAAACACGCUUCAUCCCCAAAGGCUCGAAGCGCGGUACAAAGUCAACGAAAUACAAAUCUAUAAUUUACCACAUUUAAAACAAACGCAACACUCCAAAAACUAAUUACUAGCAUACAAUUGCAAAGUCUUUCUAGCCAUUUCAACCCCAAGGAAAAAAGCCAUUAUGCAUUAAGUGGAAAAUAAGGUUGACAAUCAUCCCAGAAGGUGUUUGCGAAAUAGAUGUGUCUUUAAAUCUGUUUUAAAGGACUCCAGUGUCUGGUUGUUUCUGAGAUCCACAGGAAGGGCGUUCCAAAUAGUUGGACCAGCAAAUGCGAAAGUGCGCUUUCUGUAAGUCUCAAGGCGAACACGUGGUGUCGAGAGUUUGCCACUAUCGGAUGAGCGGAGCUCUCUAGUGGGUACAUAAGGCGUAAGCAGCUCUUUCAGAUAGGACGGUGCCAGGUCAUGUAAGCCGCGGUAGCACACCGUUGCGAUUUUGUACUCUAUGCGAGCACGCACUGGCAGCCAGUGCAGCUCUCUCAGAAGUUUUUUUGCAUGGUCGAACUUGCGUUUGCGGAGAACAAUGCGAGCCGCAUUAUUCUGUGCUAUUUGAAUUUUAUCCAGGAGCGUAGCUGGAAGAGCUGGAGAGCAUUGCAAUAGUCCAUGCGUGAUAGCACAAAUGCAGACAUCAGCCUCUUUGUUGCAUCAAUUGUUAGGACGGGCCUGAUGUGACUAAUCCUGCGCAGCUCCAGAAAAAUCGCCCUGCAUAGCAUGUUAAUAUGACUUUCAAAAGUUUGUCUUCUAUCUAGGUAGACACCCAGGUACCGCACUGUUUUAUUUAACUCAAUACGCACACCUGAGAGAGUAAUGGAUGUCGUGUUAUUUGCAGAUCUGUACAUAUGGCCAAAAGAGUAGAUCUGUACAUAUAACCAAAAAAGAAGUUCUGUACAUAUGGCCAAAAGAGUAGAUCUGUACAUAUGGCCAAAAGAGUAGAUCUGUUCAUAUGGCCAAAAGAGUAGAUCUGUACAAUGGCCAAAAGGGUAGAUCUGUACAAAAAGCCAAAAGGGUAGAUCUGUACAAAAAGCCAAAAGGGUAGAUCUGUACAUAUGGCCAAAAGGGUAGAUCUGUACUUAUUGCCAAAAGGGCAGAUCUGUACAUAUGGCCAAAAGAGUAGAUCUGUACAUAUAACUAAAAAAGAAGUUCUGUACAUAUGGCCAAAAGAGUAGAUCUGUACAUAUGGCCAAAAGAGUAGAUCUGUUCAUAUGGCCAAAAGAGUAGAUCUGUACAUUGGCCAAAAGGGUAGAUCUGUACAUGUGACCAAAAGAGUUGAUCUGUACAUAUGGCUAAAAGAUUUGUUCUUGAACUUGAACAUGUAAUCUUCCUCCUGCCUCUUUCCAACAGAUGAAUCUACUUCAUUUAUAAAUCAAAAUUUCAUUCACAUUAAUAUUUUGUAUGUAAAUGACACAUCUAAAUUUUUGUUUGUAUUUCAGAUAUCCACCUGGUGCCCUGGUUGUUUAUUUUAUGAAUAUUCGAAACACCACGGCUGUCCUAUCACUGUCACAGUUCACAGGCUUAGAUAAGGAUGUCUUUUUGCUAACUCCAGGUGAUGCUGAUGGGCUGAAAUCUAGGUAAGCUUGGAAUGUUUGCAUUUUUUGUGUGCUGAUUUUAGCAUGCAGACUUAAUAAUAGUAUUAAAAAAUGCCAUUUAUUUUAUUAUGAUUUAAUUAAAGAAAACAAACACAAUGUAUAAUGAGCAAUCUAAAUUCUGAAAAUGGUGCAAAUGAAAUUUCUAUUUAAAUGAAUAAUUUUUUUAAAAUUCAAAACAUUCCCGUUCAAAAUAAAGGAUACAUAGAAAGAGCUCACCAUCAAAAUUUUAUUUCAUCUAGAUAUACUGUUAACAUUGUCACCAUUAGCUGAAGACUAUAUUUUUCUGUAUUCACAUCCAUAUUUUGACAGGACUUUGCAUCUUUUCUUUGUUUAUUUCACCAGGUUUGUCAAACUAAAUGAUGAACUGCUGCUCAUGUCAGGCUCUGAGCUGCCACCUAUGCUCCCCACAACAAUAACAGGGGAUGUCACUGUCACAGCACAAAGCUUUGGAUUUAUUAUUGUCCCUGCUGCCAAAGUUUCCUUAUGCAUUGGCUAUCAUGAGAAAACGACCAAAAGUUAACUCUAAUUGUGUUAUUGAAUUUCAACAGCUGAGUUUUGUCGUGUGAGGGUUGCUACUUUGUCUGUUUUGUUGCAGAGGUUGAGUUGAACUUAUCUAUAUAUACAAUAUUUUAUGGACUAAUAGACACUACAGACUAUAAGACGCACCUUAAUUUUUAAGUAGUUUUUACACAAAAUAAAAUAAUUACUAUUUUUAUAUUAAUUUCAAGUGUAAGACGCACCUGAAUUUGGGGGCAAUUUUUCUAAGCAAAAAGUGCGUCUUAUAGUCCGUAAAAUACGGUAUUUGAUGUGUGAGGGUUUCUAUUUGGUCUGUUAUGUUGUAGAGGUGGAGUUAAUCUGAUCUAUAUGUUUAUUUGAUGUGUGUAUGGGCAACUUGAGAGAUUUGACAUAUGAACCAAAUUAAUUUGAUGUGUGUAUUUUGUUGAUAAUAUUUUUACAUGACUGUAUUGCUACUAAAGUUAAAGUAUAAUUAAGUUAAAGUUAAAUUUAUUUAAAGUACAAUUAAGUUAAAAUAUAAUUCAGCAUUGGUAUAAUUUAGUUAAAGUAUAUUUAAGUUAAAGUAUAGUUUACUUAAAGUAUAAAAUUCAUUCAUAUUUUAUUUAAUAUAAAUUUCAUUUUCACCUUUGAAAAUGGUUGAUUGUAUUUUUGUGGUUUUUAAGAUUAGAUAAAUUCUUCUCAUUAUAUUUGGUGAUGCUAACAUCUGAAUAAAUUGUUCUGAUUAUACCUGGGGAUGCUAACAUCUGAAUAGAUCAUAUUUUAUUACCUCUGGUCUCAGACUUUCAGGGCCAAUUUAAAACAUUCAAAAACAAGAUUUUUUUAUGUGAGGGGCAAUCCACAAUGUUUCAAUUCUUUGUGUGCUCAAGCCUGGUGGGUAUUUCUAUCACCAUCUUCAAUUAGACUUAGAACUAAUAGAGCAUCAAGGCAUUUUUGGGGCAGCUUCAUGGUUGAAAUGUGAGGAUAAAGUUAAUGUGUUUUGGAGAUGUUUGCUUGUGUGUUACCUAAAACAUUUUACUGCUGUUGUUUAAAGGGUUACACACUUUAUUAUAAAAUUCUUUACAGGACAUUUACUAAUAUGAUUUAAAAAAAUAUUUUUAAAAGUUUGAAACUGAACAAAAUCAAAGUUACUUGACCGCUAGACUGACCAAUGAUGAUUAGGGUUAAGGUUACUUGACCAUUUGACUGGUCAAUGCUGACUUAUUGGAUUUUUGAUUUCAAAAUUCUAUUUUUGAUAUUCUUAAACAUUGAUUAUUCUGUUUGUUGAUGCUCUAAAAACAUUGAUUGUUCUGUUUGUUGAUACUCUUAAAACAUAAAGCAUUCUAUUUGUUGAUAUUCUUAAAACAUUGAUUGUUCUGUUUGUUGAUGCUCUUAAAACAUUGAUUGUUCUGUUUGUUGAUAUUCUUAAAACAUUGAUGGUUCUGUUAGUUGAUGCUCUUAAAACAUUGAUUGUUCUGUUUGUUGAUACUUUUAAAGCAUUGCUUGAAAAUGUAAAUAUGGGUUUCAAUGUGGCAGAUUAUCUUCUCUUAUAUCUAAAGACUUCACACUGGUAGACAUUUUUCUUGACAUAGACAACUAUCCAUGCCACUUGGACAAAAUGACUGGUUGCUUUUAUUGCUUUUGAGAGGAAUACAUUUAAAUUUACUUAUUGGAAAGUUACUUGCAUAUUACAUACUUCAUGUUUUUCAUAUGCUGUUAUGUAAACAAUUUUUUUUUGAUAUUUCAAUUACUUACCUGUUAUCUUUGGAUGAAAUAAAUUACUUUGUGUUAUUUGUAACAUAAAUAAUUCGCUUAUCUA